This is a messenger RNA of Morchella importuna, 246 nucleotides long. RefSeq lists its product as uncharacterized. NCBI's taxonomy places the organism in Eukaryota, Fungi, Ascomycota, Pezizomycetes, Pezizales, Morchellaceae. The coding region runs from base 1 to 246 and encodes 81 amino acids. The transcript has 3 exons. The record is from RefSeq and is a predicted model, not a curated record.
AUGCAGUUCCUCUCUCUCGCUCUCGCCCUGGGUGCUUUCUAUAUUCAAACUGCUCAAGCAGCCCCGGCCCCUACCGAAGCACCCUCCCCUACAAUCACCAGCCCUCCCAGCACCACCACCUUCACCUCCACCGCCACUUGCAGCUUUAGUCGCUGUGUUGAUUACAUCGAUGCCUGUGGCCACACCUACGGCGGGUGUUUCCUCGAUCCACAGACUAUCAAGGACGAAUAUGGAAACCUCCUGUGA